Messenger RNA from Oncorhynchus masou masou (cherry salmon), 5874 nucleotides. Its product is annotated as actin remodeling regulator NHS-like. Gene Ontology annotation, biological process: lens development in camera-type eye; cell differentiation. The record is from RefSeq and is a predicted model, not a curated record. Lineage: Eukaryota; Metazoa; Chordata; Actinopteri; Salmoniformes; Salmonidae.
UGAUCCGGAUCUGAGGACAACACUCCGGGGUUUUGUGUUCUCUUCCUUUAAAGCCCUCACGCUCUAUUCUGGAGCAAUGAAAAACUAGAACCGGGGAGGCCACCGAGGCAACCCAAGAUCAUUCGGGAAGCGCGGAUCUUAUAUGCAGGCAGGCUGCGCCACGCGUCGGGAGAACGGACGGAGUAAGAUCUCAGCAACGAAAAGGAUGGAGGGUCUGAAGGAGACACGGGGAACUUUGGAUUGAGGAGGGGACGAGGGACGGAAGACCGCCCGAUGAACGACAGUUUUUUUCUUGGAUAUUUUUUGUGUGCUUUUUUUAGGGGGGAUUUUGGAUAAUUUUUGCGGUUGAUCAAAAUGCCAUUUGCCAAAAGGAUUGUAGAACCCCAGUUACUGUGCAGGUUACCUAUUCCAAAUGACGAAGGCUCGCUCAACGUUGAGGAUCUGUGCUCCAUCAAUAAUGUGGUGCUCUCGCGGACCUUGCGGCAGCUCUCCGACCUGGCCAAACACGCCUGCUCCCUAUUCCAGGAGCUGGAGAACGAGAUCAUGUCCACCAACCAGAGGGUCUGGGUUCUGCAGAAUAAAAUAGGGAAGAUCCAACAGAACGCCAGCGGUCUAGAUCCCAAAAAGGAGGCCGUGCCUGUCUCUAACCUGGAUGUGGAGAGUAAGCUAACAGUGCACUACCAGGCCCCAUGGCACCAGCACCACAACGUGUUUCACCCCUGCAGCCGGCCGCCAUGCGUAGAGGAGCUCCACAGACAUGCCAAGCAGAGCCUGCGAGCCCUGCACAGAGACCAACAGCAACGUCAACGGUCGAACAGCCGCGAGCGCAGAGUGACCAUCUCCAUCUCUGGGGCUCCUCCAAUGCCCACCCUCCCUUCCCCACGCACCCUCAGACGGCACGAGCAGAGGGGCAGGCACAGCCGCGCGCAGGCGAGACCAGAGAGAGAGGUAGAAUAUCAACUGCGGAAGUAUGACCGUACCCGCUCCCCCUCCCCCACUGAAUGUUGCCUCUUCACCCCAUGGACCAGAAAGGCUGCCACUACCACUGACCCUGAUGCUGAGCCUGCAGUGGGCCACAGGUCUACUGGUGCUAUCCCCAACCCCCCCUCCACACUGGACAAGCAGACCAACUGGUCCAAGGCCCUGCCUCUGCCCACCCCUCAGGAGAGGAUGAAGAGUGACCCAGCAGUCGUGUCCUCGUGCAUCAUCCCCAUCAACGUCACUGGGGUGGGGUUCGACAGGGAGGCUAGUGUGCGCUGCUCCCUGGUACACUCCCAGUCUGUGCUGCAGAGGAGGAGGAAGCUGAGGAGGAGGAAGACCAUCACCGGGAGGACAAAGAUGGUUCAACAGGACUGGGACUCUGAUGAGUCUCCAGUGACGAGGGAAAGGACAGUGGUGGUCCACACCAACCCUCACCUGUCCCUCUGUCAGGAGGAGCUGUCCCUCCGAGGGGGACACACCAAGGACUCCGGCUGCCAGACGGACGACUGCCUGACCGGUGGCGGUGGCGCCCAUCCAGGAGACGUCUCGUGCCCAGCGCGGCGGCCAGGGGGAAUCCCCGCCUCCCUCUCCCACUCCACGGGAACAUCUCCCGCUCCCGACCACCCUGACACCGCCAUGUACACCGCCUCCGGCUCUCGCCUCCGCUCCCGCAGCCUCCCCCUCGGGGGCGGCUCUAUACGCGACGAGGACCAGGACGACAGUGACGAAGAUGAGGAUGAUGAUGACGACGAUGACGAUGAAGAUGAGGAGCUCUCUCCAUACGAGACGGAGGACUUCCUCCCGGGAACGGGGCCAAGGAUGUUAAAAGACGAGGAGGAGAGUACGGAUGACCAGGCCAUGCCAGAGCUGCAGCUGGGGAGUCUGAAGAGGAUACAGCAAGGAGACGAGGGGAGUCCAGAACACAUGUGGAUGGAGAGGGGGCGCUCCCGCCUCCCCCGUCAGGUCGACAUGGGGAACUGUGAGAUCUCCUCCAGCUCAGACACCUUCAGCAGCCCCAUCCACUCUGUCUCUACGACGAGGGUGCUGAGAGGACAGAUAGACCACAAGGAGGACCACCAGUCGUCCAGUGGUAACUGGAGUGGCAGCAGUUCCACAUGCCCCUCCCAGACCUCUGAGACACUCCCCCCCGCCGCAUCCCCCCCUCUGACCGGCUCCUCCCACUGUGACUCGGAGCUGUCGCUCAACGCCGCGCCGCACGCCAUCGAUGACCUCACCGGCUUUAUCAUCGACCCGUACCAUUCAGAUCAGCCACAGGGCCAGGGUCAUAGGUCCAGCUCCUUCACCUCCUCAGCCACUGACCAGCUGGAUGAUGCAGGGGUCAGUACUGCCAGCGAGGGAGAGUGGACCUACCCUCAAGACCAGGCUGAUCAGGACCAGCUGUGUAGUCAGGACUUCAGCCCCAGGCGUUCGUCCAGGGGGGACCAGACCAGGAUAGACUUCACCAGCAUCAGCACCUACGACGGCUUCUCAGACCAAGCUCCCCCUCCUGCUGCAGCAGACUCCCAGGGCUUCUACUCAUCCUCCAUGCACGUUGACUCCAUGCAGGGCCAGAGUUACAGGAGCUACAUGUACAACUAUGCAGCAGUGGGCUCUGGCGCUGACUGUGGCCAGGGUAAUACUGUGGGCGCUAUGCCUGGUGAGGGAGAGGGCAUGGCUGGGUAUCCUCCUCAGUCCUCUGACUACAGGGGAGCUACCAUGACGCUAGGGAGACCGUGUCGUCCGCUGAAGAAACCAAAGGUCAAACCACCCCCACCAAAACGGAGCUCAUCGCUGAAGGAGACGUGUAGCGCUAGUGCUCCAGAGAACGUCCCCCCUGAGCAGGGCGAUGAGCAGGGCGAUGUGCAGGGCGAUGAGCAGGGCGAUGAGCAGGGCGAUGAGCAGGGCGAUGAGCAGGGCAAUGAGCGGGGCGACCAGGACCAACCAAAGAUUCAUAGUAGUGGGCAGGCCCAGACCCUGAACCUGCCCAUGUCUUCCAGAGACAGAGAGAUGAGGCUGCAGCUGGACAUGGCCAGCCCGGGGGAGGUGGAGAAUCCUGGGUUGGAGGCUGAGGCAUUGGGUGGUGGUGGUGCCUGGGGGAUGGGGAGCCCCAGGAGCCCCAGGACUGUGGAGAUGACGGAGCCCACCUCGUUCGGGUCCACUGACACUCACUCCUUCAAGGACGAGGGCGCCGUUCAGUCUGACUAUGCAGACCUCUGGUUCCUCAACGACUUGAAAUCCCAAAAUAACCUGGACCCCAACGGCUCCUUGUCCAACUCCAGCACUGCUACGGGUACUACUGUUAUUGAAUGCAUCAAGUCGCCAGUGGGCAGCUCCUCCUCUCCCGGGGGAGAGACCCAGGCGUUGAUGCAUUCCUCCGGCUCUGGUUCCAGCUCCUCCAGGCCCACCUCCCCUCCUCUUCCCCCCGGGGAUGGAGACUUCAAGCUGGGCUCUCCUGAGAAGCUGGCUGGCCUCGCCUCGCCCUCCAGCGGAUACUCCAGCCAAUCCGAGACGCCCACGUCUUCAUUCCCAUUAGCGUUCUUCCCCGGCCCGCUCUCUCCGACCAGCGGGAAACGGAAACCCAAAGUCCCCGAGAGGAAGUCUUCUCUAUCCUCGCUGCAACACCAGGCCCAGACCCAGUUUUCUAGCUCGGCCUCUGGAUCCUCCUCUUCCUGUUCAUCUUCCUCUUCCUCGUCAUCCAGGAAGGACUAUGACUUCCCGGCUCCACCCACUCAGCUGGACUUAAGUUCUCUUCACAGCGCCCAUGGCAGCCGGCCGUUACCCACUCUGGCCCACCGGACCCACAUGCACACGCUGCAGCAGAACAAGCAGAGGGCAGCAGCAGCAGCAGAGGCCCGGGCCACCGCGUGUAACACUGCAGCCGCUAACGCUAAUGCUAGUGCUAAAGCUAGUGCUAACGCUAAAGCUUGUGCUAACGCUCACGCUAGUUCUAAUGCUAACGCUAGUGCUAGUGCUAACGCUAGUGCAGCCCCCUCUGUGUUUAUCAAUGGAUCCACUCUGACUCCAGAGGCCCCACUUGCUGCCAACCCAAUGGCCCUGGCAAUCACCCCCACUGUGCUGCGCUCCGUCCAGCUACGUUCCAUCGGCCACAGGGCCACCGAUGGUUCUCAGCCCCAGGCCCGGGGCCAGGCUCAGGGUGCUCAGGGCCAGGAGCCUCCACCACCUCCACAAGCAUGGGCCCACGAGGCUUCAGGGGCCCCUGCCACCAGACCCAAGAUGCCCAGUGUAACCAUCGUGACCCCCCACUCUGACACCAACACCAGGCCCCUGCCACCCAGGAGACCCAUCGCCCAGAAACCCCCACCACCACCGACCCAGGCCCACCACCCUUCUCAGGAGCACCACCACCACUCUGUACCCCAGCCCCAGCACCACCCCACCCCAUGCAGACCCGGACGGCCCCCGACCUAUGAGAGCCUGGCCAGGCACCGGCAGGACCGCUACAGCCCCGGAACCUUCUGGGCAAUGACGGCGUUCCGGACGCGCCCUGCGGAACCUUUGGAACUUGAGGAACCCACGCACCGAGCGCCACCGCCAACUCCAGAACCCGUGAUUCCUACUACACACCCGGAGUGCCACGUGCUAGGGGAGCGGAUAGAGGACGAAGAAGACGAGGAGGAGGAAGAGCACGAUAGAGAGAUAUCAAGGGUUAUGAGUCACAGUCAAGGCCUCAUUAGAGAAUAUCGAGAAUAUCAUCAAAGAGAUCAUCCAAGGGAACCACCGACGUACGAGACGCUAGAGGAGUCCCACUCAUAUCAGUCCCAGUCACAUUAUCACAGCCAGUCACAGACACACUCCUGUCACAGUCAAAUGGUCCAGAGGUGGGACUUGGGCCCAAGCAGCGGUCCUGACAAAGUGCCCGGUGUAACGAUGGAAGCAUCACACCCUUACUCAAUCAGCCAUGUGAUAGAUCUAAGAGGUCGGAGUGGAGAGGACCGCUAUGAGAUGACAUCAUCAGGGUUCCUACCAGAAGUGCCUCUCAGGAUAACAGCAGAGAUGACUCCACCACACCGGACACAGAGGACUACUUCAGCAAAGAACCACAGCAGAAACCCAUCAGACAUCAGAACCACAGCAGAAUGGGCUAUAAAAUGUCCUGUUUACCUGAACCGUGUAACACUCUCCUAUUCUAGGUCCAAGAGAAAAGUCCUGGGCCGUAAGGACUCUGGAGAGCUGAGUGGGAAGAGCCGUCUGUGUCCUCCUCCGGCCGCCGUCGUUCCACCUGCAGCUAUCCUCCCAGCCAUCCCUCCUCCGCCCCCUCUCAUCAUCCCCCCCGCCCCAGCCCUCUCCACCCUGACCGCGGCCGGGACCCAGCGCACCCCAGGACCCAUCUACCGCAGCGCCAAGAAGUCCAGCACCUCCAACGAGGAGUUCAAGCUGCUUCUCCUGAAGAAGGGCAGCCGGACUGAUUCCAGCUACCGCAUGUCUGCUACAGAGAUCCUCAAGAGCCCCAUUGCCCCUAAGUCCCCUGGGCACCCCUUGGCUGCUGAGGGCCAGGUCAGGUACACCACCGAGGAGCCCCCCUCUCCCCUGCAGGAGCCAUCAUUGCAGGCGGCCGGGGAGCGACUCUUCCCCCCCAGCCUCUUCCCCAGGCCCAGUUCAGACAGCUUCAGCCCUAAAACACCCCCCACGUCGGCUUCGUCCAGACAGGGGCGUUCCCGGAUCCCCCCUGCAGCCAAUAGUAGUCGCUACAGCACCCGUAGCCGACUCUACACGGCACCCAUGCAGGUCAUAUCAGAGGGGGAGACUGAGAACUCAGAUGGGAGUCCCCAUGAUGAUCGCUCCGGCGUAAUGAUCGCUCUGCUCAGUGCAGAAACAUGUACCCUAAUCCUUAUUUGGUGUGCUACUUUUGACCAGGGCCCAUAUAAGGAAUAG